Rubroshorea leprosula is the source of this 859-nucleotide messenger RNA. The record is from the annotation of a GenBank genome assembly. Lineage: Eukaryota; Viridiplantae; Streptophyta; Magnoliopsida; Malvales; Dipterocarpaceae.
AGGUGAAGCCCAAUUGGAGCAAGUGGGUCGGCUAGUUUGGAUCUUGGCUAGCUUAGAGAAAAUCUGAGUGGGUUGACUGGGUAAAUUGCCUAGAACCCGAUUUUGGCCUAAUCUAGAGAGACGUGGGCUUGCAUGAGUUCAUUCAACUAACAAAGUGUAAAUUCAUCAUGAAUAGGUUGAUCUUCAAUUCUACUUUACCCUUUUGGUUGCUUCCACUUUCCAUGCGGUGCCAUGUUGGUGUUGAGGAUGACCACAAAGAUCGGAAGCCCUCUUUUCCUUCUUUCGUGAGAUCUGCCCAUGACCCAAUGUUGCCUUGCCAUCCUCUGAUCCUCAACCUCAACUCCUCGUCGGUGGUGCAGGCAUGCAACUAUUGCUCCCUCUUCUUGUUUCGUGAAUUGCCUGCGCCUUGGAGAGUGCUUUGUGGGUUAGGGGCUUCUUAAUUACCCCUGCAAUUUUAGAUUGUAGUGUUGCCUUGCCAUCCUCGACCUCGACUCUUAGCCAGUGAUGUAGGCUUGCAGUUGCUACUUCGUCUCAUUGUUAGCUCCUGCAACUUCAAGUCUCGCUGAAGGAUUCACGUUGUCAGAGCCAGCUUUAGUGCUGUUGACACGGCUCUUGUCGAAACCUUCAAGUCUGCCAUUGACCUCUUCUACAAUGAGACUUUUCCUAUUAAGCAUACUAAAAGGGUGAAGGCUUUCUUUGUGUGUAUGAUGCAGUGUGACAUUCUUUUGCUUUGUUAUGUAGCUUAGUUUUAACUUUUGGUCUGUUUGAGAUUCUGAGAGGUUUGGUAAAGCAGAAGGAAUUCAAUUUUGUGUAGAAGCAAAAAGGUUAAUGGUUGAAGAAAGAAAAGAUUGUUACCUUG